Messenger RNA from Hyposmocoma kahamanoa, 1583 nucleotides. RefSeq names its product protein hairy-like (gene hry). Lineage: Eukaryota; Metazoa; Arthropoda; Insecta; Lepidoptera; Cosmopterigidae. Gene Ontology annotation, molecular function: protein dimerization activity; RNA polymerase II cis-regulatory region sequence-specific DNA binding; DNA-binding transcription factor activity, RNA polymerase II-specific. The coding region runs from base 285 to 1037 and encodes 250 amino acids. The record is from RefSeq and is a predicted model, not a curated record. Gene Ontology annotation, biological process: regulation of transcription by RNA polymerase II; regulation of neurogenesis; anterior/posterior pattern specification. The transcript is spliced from 4 exons. Gene Ontology annotation, cellular component: nucleus.
GACGACUACCGACCGCAGCGUACGCCUGUCGUUCGCCUGACACGCGGGCUCUAUUACAUCUCAAUAUUACGAGCCGGCUAGGCGAAUUUAUUUGAAAAACUCAUUUACAUCUAAAUCAAAUUCAUCUCUAUAUUUUUUCGCUUCGAGGUCGUCAACAAUUUUAAUAUUAAGAUUAAAAAAUUAAGAUACUUUGUAUUUUUUGGACAGUGAGUGAAGAUACUUAUUUGAACAUUAGGAAGUUGAUUAUGCAGUGACUGUUAGCAGAAGAGGUGUGUAGCAUUAACAUGGUGACCGGUGUGGGUAGCCCGCAGGCGGGAGCGAAUAUGAGCGCGCCGGAGAAGAAGCCGCCGGCGGACAGCCGAAGGAGCAAUAAGCCUAUAAUGGAGAAGCGACGGCGCGCGCGCAUCAACAAUUGCCUCAACGAGCUCAAGGCGCUAAUCCUUGACGCUAUGAAGAAAGACCCGGCUCGCCACUCGAAACUCGAAAAAGCUGACAUACUAGAAAUGACGGUGAAACACCUAGAAGGCCUAAGAUCAGAAAGCGCUGGGUCUCCUGACCGUUUUCGAGCUGGGUACCGACAUUGCGUAUCGGAAGUUUCCAAGUAUCAAGGAUUAGAGGCUGGAUUGAAAAGGCGAUUGGUGAGACACCUAGAAGCCUGUGUGAAUACGCAGGGAAGACCUGCCGGGGCACCUACGCCACCGUCCGAUAAUGAAGACGUACAGCCACCCAGUCAGCAUUCGACUAUCUUUAUAUCUGGUCCCGGUUCAGGAGUGCGUCUGGUCCCAACAAGGUUAUCCAACGGCGACAUUGCUCUUGUGCUGCCUGCUGGAGUUAAUGCUAGCACGUUAGGAACAGUCCCCACGCUCGUCCCUCUUUCUCCUCGGGACGCAUCCUCUUCUUCAUCAUCAGAACCUAGGUGUUAUUCUCCUGCGAGUUCAGGGUGGGGCACCCCACCUCCACCUUCAGACGAGCCCGCCCCUCUCGCCUUAGUGACUAGAAAGCAACCACCAGAGGAUAAACCCUGGAGGCCUUGGUGACGACUUCUCCAUUCCUCUAUAAGGAAUCUGUGAUAUAGAUUAAUGUCGCUGUCUAAUGCUAACAGAGUAUUUGAAGUUCCUAGCGUAGUUAUAAAUUGUAAACAGGUAUACAUGGAUAUAUAGGAGAUGAUGCGUGGUCAGUACAUUUAAAUGUGUGAUAUAAAUAUUAUUAAGAGAAAGGUUUCCAUUACGUUUAGGUGGAAAACACAUAUGCCAUUCACCGUGUCCAGCAGCGGUAAACACUCAAGUAUCAAGCAGGCAAACUGAAUAAUAACACAAUAGUAAUAAUGUGCCAGACCUAGUCACUGACCAGUGAUCAGACCACCCAAAUCAGAAUCAAUUCAGAAAAGUUCAUUUCCCAAAUUGGUGAUCCCGGGAAUCAAACUCUAGACAUCCUUAUCCUGCGCCCACUUUGCAUACUGUGGGCCAUAAGGGUCCCCAAUAUCGUAUUUCAAAGUCGAAAAAAAAAAAAAAAAAAUAUAAAAUAGGCAAAAUAAUUUUACACGUAAUUGAAAACGUAAUUUUUCAACCUACUGCUCAUUCACU